Cucumis melo (muskmelon) is the source of this 1541-nucleotide messenger RNA. RefSeq lists its product as uncharacterized. Bases 183 to 1181 code for a protein of 332 amino acids. The record is from RefSeq and is a predicted model, not a curated record. NCBI's taxonomy places the organism in Eukaryota, Viridiplantae, Streptophyta, Magnoliopsida, Cucurbitales, Cucurbitaceae. The transcript is spliced from 2 exons.
CAUUCACGACCCUCUCCCUACUCAAUCCCUUAUUUAAAUGAAGUCCCAACCGAACCACCAUCCCCACAACACCACCAUUCGCACUUUGCAUAACGACACUUCCAAGUCUUUUCACCUCCGACCGCCAGCCGAUAUCACCGCCGAAGUUUCAGAUUACUAUAGCUAAAAAAGAAGGGGGGAAAAUGGCGUGGUUACUCUCUUUGAAGGCUACGUUGAUGUCCGCUGGAGUUAUUUCCAUGGCUCUGGCUCUGAAGGUCUCUGUUCCUCUAGUUUUCGAGUUUUCAGUUCUGUAUGUUCCUCUGAUUUGGAACUCCCUCAUUUCUUGCUUGAGGCCUCCUUACAUUUACAUUAUCAUAAACGGAAUCAUCAUCUCCAUCGUCGCCUCCACGCGUUUCCACCAGAAGGAAGCCGACGCUUACGUUGAGAUUCCUUCUGCAACUAAGCCUUCGGAGGAUAUCGGAUACAGAGAGAUUGUUUCGGAAUACGCUGUUUUAGAAUCGCCGACGGUUUACGAACAGAGAGAUGAACUGAUUGUUUCGGAGGUGAAAGCUAUCGAUGCGAUUGAUUUCCAGGUUGAGGAGGUAAUUGCUCCGGAAGUGAAGGAAAUCGAGGCGGUGAUCUUGCCGAGAGAAGAAGUAAUUGCUCCGGAAACCAAGGUUAUCGAAGCGAUUAGCUCCGUUGAAGCUGAAGCAGAGGAUGAGGACAAAUUCGUCAUAUCCACAAAUAGGACCUGGAAUUCAUUGGAGAGGAUGAGAUUACCAGAGAAACCGCUCGUUUCUUCCAGAUUUGGCCACCGGAAAUCCGCUAAAGCGAGUCCUGAAGGCGGAAAGGCGCUGGGAGUAAUAUCGAAGGCGAAACGGCACGAGACGCUAGAGAACACGUGGAAGGCGAUUACGGAAGGGAGAGCAAUGCCGUUGAGCAGGCACACGAAGAAGUGGGAGACGUGGGAGAAUCAGGGGCGUCAGGUUAACGGAGGGGAGGUGGAAAUGAAAGCGGAGACAUUGAAGGAGAGGAGGAAUGAGGGGAUGACGUCGGUGAAGCUGAGGAAAGAGGCGUCGAUGAGUCAGGACGAUUUGAACCGGCGAGUGGAGGAUUUCAUAAGGAGAUUCAAUGAGGAAAUGAGGCUGCAGAGGGAACAAUCGUUGAAGAAGUAUUGGGAGAUGGUGAACUGUGACAGCUGAUCUUCUUCUUCUUCUUCUUCUUCUUCUUCUUCUUCUUCUUCUUCUUCUUCUUUGGUUUCUUAUACAUAUAUUUCCCUUUUGGAGCUUUUUUAUUCCUAUGGGUAAAUUUUUGAUUGGUCAAAAAAUAUAGGAAGGAAAUUAAUUACUUUUUUCUUUUUAGGGUUGUAAAAUUGAAAAAUAUAUCUAUAGCUAUUAUAUAUUUGAAUUGUAAUGUUAGAAUUGCUCUAUAAUAGGCAAACAAGUUAUAGGGUUUGUAUAAGUUAUUUUGUUUUGUUUCUUUUCCAUGUACAAAUCAAUGUGAUUAUUAUUAUUGUAAGGAAAAAUUCAAUGGGUUAUGGGUGUUCAUAACUUAAUCUUUUA